AUGUCAACCUUUAUACCAGAAAGCAAGAAAGAAGGAGAAAACAUGUUGGACAUAAAUCUAUUUAGGGAGGAAAAGGGCAACAACCCAGAAAUUAUACGCGAGUCUCAACGCCGCAGGUUUGCAAAUGUAGAGAUUAUUGAUGAAAUUAUUCAUCUUGACAAGGAGUGGCGACAACGUCAGUUUGAGCUUGAACAGCUGGGCAAAGACUUUAACAGGAUUAACAAAGAAGUGGCUAAACUUAGAAUUGCUGGGGAAGAUGCCAGUUCCAUGAUAAAAAAUACAGAGGAAAACAAGGACUCAACUGCAAAAAAAGAUGCAGAGGUUCAGGAAGCCCGUGCAGCAUUAUAUUCAAAAUUGGAGGUGGUUGGGAAUCUUGUGCAUGAUUCUGUUCCUGUUAGCAAUGAUGAGGCAAAUAAUGCUGUUGUCCGCACUUGGGGGGAGAAAAGAACGGAGCCAAAACUAAAAAAUCAUGUCGAGCUUGUGGAACUUCUUGGAAUUGCAGAUCUGAAAAGAGGUGCUAAUGUAGCUGGUGGUAGAAGAUUUUAUUUGAAAGGAGAUGGUGUGCGUCUAAAUCAAGCUCUUAUAAACUUUGGUCUUGAUUUUCUCGAGAAAAGGGGCUUCACAUCAUUGCAAACUCCAUUCUUUAUGAGGAAAGAUAUAAUGGGAAAGUGUGCUCAAUUAGCCCAAUUCGAUGAAGAACUUUACAAGGUAACAGGUGAGGGAGAUGACAAGUAUCUGAUUGCUACUGCUGAACAACCACUUUGUGCUUAUCACAUAGAUGACUGGAUUCAUCCAACACAGCUACCACUAAGAUAUGCUGGAUAUUCGUCCUGCUUCCGGAAAGAAGCUGGGUCACAUGGCCGUGACACUCUUGGAAUCUUCCGUGUUCAUCAGUUUGAGAAAGUUGAACAGUUUUGUAUCACCAGUCCUAAUGGCAAUGACUCAUGGGACAUGCACGAGGAGAUGAUCAAAAACUCCGAGGAGUUUUACCAAAUGUUGAAAUUGCCGUAUCAUAUAGUCUCUCUGAGCAAUGAACAAACAAAACAAUACUGCCAUUUAUUGAAUUCCACACUCACAGCAACGGAGAGGACUAUGUGUUGCAUUCUUGAGAAUUACCAGAGGGAAGAUGGUGUUGAAGUGCCUCAAGUGCUACAGCCAUUCAUGGGUGGGAAGACGUUCAUCCCUUUCCAAGCUCCUCCUCCUACUAAAGAAACCAAAGGGAAAAAAUCAAAACCAUAGAGUUGCUGCUUCAACAAAUACUUAAGUUAUCAACAGCUUAAUCAAUUUAAUGGUGAAGACUUUGUUUUUUUUAUUUAUAGUUUCUUAUUAUUGUUUAUUAUAAUUGAUUUUUUUC
This is a messenger RNA of Lactuca virosa, 1354 nucleotides long. NCBI's taxonomy places the organism in Eukaryota, Viridiplantae, Streptophyta, Magnoliopsida, Asterales, Asteraceae. The record is from the annotation of a GenBank genome assembly.